This is a messenger RNA of Catharus ustulatus (Swainson's thrush), 9677 nucleotides long. It is a transcript of the gene ONECUT2, whose product is annotated as one cut homeobox 2. Gene Ontology annotation, biological process: regulation of transcription by RNA polymerase II. Bases 1 to 1434 code for a protein of 477 amino acids. Lineage: Eukaryota; Metazoa; Chordata; Aves; Passeriformes; Turdidae. The record is from RefSeq and is a predicted model, not a curated record. Gene Ontology annotation, cellular component: nucleus. The transcript has 2 exons. Gene Ontology annotation, molecular function: RNA polymerase II cis-regulatory region sequence-specific DNA binding; DNA-binding transcription factor activity, RNA polymerase II-specific.
AUGAGGAGCGGGCGCGGCGGCCGGCGGUGCCUGGGCGGGGAGCCGGGUGCGUGCGCCAUGAACCCCGAGCUGGCGAUGGAGCCGCUGGGCAGCCUGCACGGGGCGGCGGGGCACGAGCCGGAGCUGAUGGGCAGCCCCAGCCCUCACCACGGCGGGCGCAGCGCGGGGCCGCUCCGGGUGCCGCCCCCCCCGCCGCCGCCUCCGCCGCCGCCGCCGCCGCACCAGGAGCUGCCCCCCGCCGCCCGGCCCGCUAUGGUGCCCAGCAUGGCCUCGCUGCUGGACGGCGCCGCCGAGUACCGGCCCGAGCUCUCCAUCCCGCUGCACCACGCCAUGAGCGUGCCCUGCGAGGCCUCGCCGCCCGGCAUGGGCAUGAGCGGCACCUACACCACGCUGACGCCGCUCCAGCCCCUGCCGCCCAUCUCCGCCGUCUCCGACAAGUUCCACCACCCGCAUGCCCACCCGCACGCCCACCACCACCACCACCACCAGCGCCUGCCGGGCAGCGCCAGCGGCGGCUUCGCGCUCAUGCGGGACGAGCGCGGGCUGCCGGCCGUCAACAGCCUCUACGGGCCCUACAAGGAGGUGCCGGCCGUGGGGCAGAGCCUCUCGCCGCUGGGCAACGGGCUGGGCCCGCUCCCUGGCGCCCAGCAGGGCCUGCACGGCUACGGGCCGCCGGGCCACGACAAGAUGCUGAGCCCCAACUUCGAGGCGCACGCGGCGAUGCUGGCGCGGGGGGAGCAGCACCUGCCCCGGGGGCUGGGGACGCCCCCGGCCAUGCUGCCGCCCCUGAACGGCGCGCACCACCCCGCGCCCCCCGGGCCGCCGCCGCCGCACGGCCCCGCGCUGCCCGCCGGCCGGGAGCGGCCGUCCCCCGCCGCCGGCCCGCAGGGGAGCGGCGCGGGGCAGCUGGAGGAGAUCAACACCAAGGAGGUGGCACAAAGGAUCACGGCGGAGCUGAAGCGCUACAGCAUCCCGCAGGCCAUCUUCGCCCAACGAGUGCUGUGCCGCUCCCAGGGGACCCUCUCGGACUUGCUGCGGAACCCCAAGCCUUGGAGUAAACUCAAGUCCGGCCGGGAGACGUUCCGCAGGAUGUGGAAGUGGCUGCAGGAGCCGGAGUUCCAGAGGAUGUCUGCCCUGCGGCUGGCAGCCUGCAAACGCAAAGAGCAAGAGCCCACCAAAGAGCGGAACAACUCCCAGAAGAAAUCGCGGCUGGUGUUCACGGACCUGCAGCGCCGAACGCUCUUCGCCAUCUUCAAGGAGAACAAGCGUCCCUCCAAGGAAAUGCAGAUCACCAUCUCGCAGCAGCUGGGCCUGGAGCUCACCACCGUCAGCAACUUCUUCAUGAACGCGCGCCGGCGCAGCCUGGAGAAGUGGCAGGACGACCUGAGCUCCGGGGGCUCCUCCUCGGCCCCCAGCACCUGCAGCAAGGCGUGAGGGGCACGGCUGGCACGGCACGGCACGGCUGGCACGGCUCGCACGGCUGGCACGGCUGGCACGGCACGGCACAGCGCAGAGAGCGGCUCCCGGCACGGCUCCUCGCCCGUGACCUAAAGCACAAUCCCCCCAGAACCACCCCAGCCCGGCUGUCCCCAGGACGUCCCCACGGCUUCUCGGCAGGCUCCACGGUCACCUCUCUCCACACAAUCCUAAGCUCAGGACAGGCGAAGCAGCUCUGAAACGGAGGGGAUCCUUCUCGGUGCGGGUUUCUCCUGAGCCCCGGGUUUCUGUGGCCACCCUGGGGCCACGCGACAACAGCACAAAGUCGGAUACUAAAAACCCUCUCUUUAAACUCAGGCAUGGUUUUGUUAAGUGUUUUAGGGGAAAAAAACCAGGUUUAAGUUUGGUUUUUGUUUGUUUUUUUAGUUUAUUUGGAUCAGCUUGUUCUUGGAUCAGAAAAGUUCAGUUCUCUUGAGCUCAAAGUAUCAAGCACAAAGCUGGUAGCCACAGCCAUGGUCCGUGGGCUGCUGUGCCAGCUGCAGCCUGACACCCCGGGAACACCAUGGACACGGCACGAGCCUCAAGCACAGCUGGCAGCUCCUCACAAGCUCUGUGUUUGUACCUAAGGCACACUCAGGAGAUCGAGGGAACCGCUGCAGUUCGUGGAGCAAACACAACGUUUUGGAAGAUUAGAUUAAUUUACAUUAUUAUAUCCUCUUUAGUUUCUGGCAAUCUGGUUUCUCCUCAGCAACGGCUGUUAGCGUUCAGUAUUUUUGUUCAUUUUCUCAGUAUUUUCUGGUACUUUCAAGCAGGAAAAGAAACAGAAACAAGCCCUUGAGAUGCCACCGACCGUUUCAGACGUGCCGCGUUUCGCUCUAUCGCAUCCCUAAGUUCCUUCUCCCCGCCAGCUGCCCGCGCCGGCGGGAACACAGCACACCAAAGAGACAGCAUUUCUGCAAGCCAAAGAUGUUUGUACCUUGCCAUUUCUCUCAGUCACGGCUGGUGCGGGUGGUUGGCCACGCUGGGGGAGCCUGGCGAGCUCCAAGCCUGCGUCCAGCCCCGGAGCCGCCCUGGCGGCGGCGGCGCGGCCGCUGGCUGGGACCGGCCCGGCGCGGCCGUGCUCUGCUACAGACACUUGAGACUUUUUUAUGUACUCCUUAAUCGAAACCAAAGAAACGUUUUCUGCACCUACUUCUUCUGCAACAAACUGUUCCAUUGAAAGAUAAAAUAAAAACUAAAAAUAAAAAAAAAAACCAAAAAAACAAGGAAGCAUGUCAGGAAGCAAACGAGUCCCACACUGUGUUCUACAGACAACUCGGACGUUUUCGGAAGCAGAUCUCAAAGAAAGGGUUGACAAGAAUGAGAACAAAGCAAAGCCAGUACAAUUGCUGCUUCAUUUGACAACUCAAGUCAUCUUAAAGUUGAAGAUUGUCUUUAAUUUGUGCCUAUGCAGUUUUUUCAAAAGAACAAGGAACAGAGCAACCAAAACCUCAACAGCUACAAUACCAAAGAUGAGGAUUCUCCCUACUUGUGUUUCAGUUUGUUUCUCCUCUUGCACGACUAAUGCACAUUUAGCCCCACUGCUCUCUGGACAGGUAACCACUCGUGAGUCUUUGUGCAACCAGAAGGGUGGGUUUGUUGAUGUUUGCCCUGUUUCUGCCCCACACAGCAUCUCUCCAAGAGCUGCAUGGACUCCCAGUGCAGGAUGUUGGGAUGCUGCUGCUGCAUCUCCUCCCUGCAGGGAACACUUGUGGCUUGGCUGUGACUUGUGUGUUGGUGUCUGGAGCUGUGAACAGCCCCCCUCCCGUGCUCCACCCUUCCUUCUCUUCCCCAGGGAUAAAACUUGCAAUAUGUGUGUUCCCAUCCGUGUCACUGUGAGUGCUGAGCAGCGCCACAGCCCGGCUCCAGAGCUCCACCUGACCCAAACCCAAGUGUUGAGCAGUUUGUGAGGCAGUUCAGGAGCUGCUUCUGACAUAUUAGCUGUGUAGUGUUGUUUGAGCCAGGUCAUGAUGAUCCAGAUCAUGACAUGUCCAAAUUUAUCCUCAGAGCCAGAGCACAUCUUGCUCCUCUCUGCCUUUAAACAAGGGCUUCAUUUGAGCUGCUUCACAGAACUGCUGCACUUUCCAAUGACUGCACUUAAAAUAGAAAAAAUAAAAUAAAAAUCAAGAGGCGUCAUCUGCUCAGGACAGGAAAGGUUUCUGGAAGCAAAUCCAGGAUCCUCACAGCUGAACUGACAGCAUGUGCCUGCUCUGGGAAUCAAAGGAUCCUUUGGCAGAGAUUUCCAAAGAGAUUUGGAGAAUCCUUUUAGCCAGACAUGAAAUAAAGUCUCCCAAUCUGGCUGAUGUGUUCUGAGGGCUCUCCCCCAAAUGCCAGAUAUCUGAGUGUGGAGUUUGGAGCCAGCAGGCAGUGGAGCAGGGCCCAGCUGAGGUGAUGUGCUCACACUGAAUUUCACUUCCAUCACAGCAGCUCCUGGUGCAUUCAGAGCUCAGCAUUCCCCCCGUGCUGGAAGUGUCCCCCUGCAGAGUGCAGUGGCAGGGGGUGGCACAGGAGCAGUGGAAACCCCAGUGCUCAUGGCUCAGCUCCCCUUCCAGCAGUGGGAGUGCCUUGUGUCCCCCAGGGAAUGAGCCCCUGGGGAUGUGCUUGGCUGUGGGAGCCUCACCCAGGCUCCUGUCACCUGAGGGACAUGCAGUUGCCACAGCUCUGCCUCCCACCUUCCCCAGGGGCAGGGGCAGCUGCCCUCAGCUUCUGGGGAGGCCUGGGAGCACACCUGGGCCUUUUGUCCCACCCAGAGCUCAUCCAAUAGUCCCAGCAAAGGGAGUUUAGAUCAGGUACUGAAUGGCUUACAGACUUCUCCUCAGUGAAAUUCUCUCCAAUUGUGGAAGUGUUUGUUAGGCAGCCUUAUGGAGUAGCAACACUCUGGGCUGGGGCCUCAGCUCUAUCAACAGUCACAACCCAUUUCCAGCCAGACAUAAAAUCCUGCUGCAUUUUUUAUCCCUGCAUCUCCCAUGGCCCUGUGUGACGUCUUCCAUGUCACUGUCCACUCUCUCUUACGUAGCAGCUCCCUGAGAGAGGAGCCAGAGGCUGUGGUGGAGAUGUUUGUCUGUGUGACAGAGUCUGUGCUGUGCUCUGCCCACACCACCCCACCCCAAACCCUCGUGUUCCAUCGCUAGGCCACGUGCUGAUCAAUCUCUAGAGCUGUGUCGUGUAACCUGUUUAUUUAUUGUGCUGAGAAAGACUGGUGUGUGCAGAGAGUAUCCCAGCAUCUUCUGGACCAGGAACUUGGAGUCACAACCUUGGGCACAGCCAAGAUGAAUUCAGCUUUGGAGAAGCCUUGGAUCUUGCUGGGUCUCCCGUGCAGGAACAGAGAAUGUGCUCGCUGACUUCGGUUGCAAAGCUUUAUUGUGGAUCUCUCUUAGCUACAGCUGAAUCCAAAGACCUGCAAAGGACAGCCCUGGGGGAGGGAAGGGCUCUCCCCUCUCCUCUCUCCUCUCCUCUCUCCUGUCCCCAAGGAGGGAACCACACAGAGAGUGCUGGCUUCGGACACGGCCAAUGCUUCCCUUGCUUGUCACCACUCCUGAGGAUUUUUAUCAUAUGGGGAAACUUUCUACUUGGCCUCCUUUAUAUUUAUUAUGGGGAAUUUUUAUUGUUUAAGAUUUUUUAAGAAGGCAAAGCUUAAAAUGGUUUUAUUUUUUUUUUCCAGACACUUGUGGGUUUUAACCCGAUAUAUUAUCUAUCGAUAAUGUAAUUUAUUUAAUUUAGUCUUAGGGCAGGUCCUGAGAUCUCUGUUCAGUCUGAAUCCCACUGUGUUUCUGUUUAGCUUCUGAAUUCAGUGAGAGUUUUGCCUGAAUGUAGCUGGGGGGUCAGGCUCUGAUGUUAGCUGUUUGUAUCUGUUUAAUCCAGCCAUUUGUGAAUUCUUUGGGGAGUCAUUUUGCCUGUUUAUCCACGGGGCUGUUGUAGCGAAGCCUCGUAACAAAAACCCUUCAGAACUGCUAUUGCUCUGUAGAGCAGCCAGGUUCUGUCAGACAGGGAGCAGCAGCUCCUUCCAUAAACACAGGUCUGCUUUGAAUUCCUUCCUUUCUUUAAUUUUAUUGUUUAAAUACCAGAGUUUAAAUUAUUUAAGUUAGUCUCUUCUCUCCUGCUUAGAAAGUGUGACAUACCUUUAUUAUGGCACAUGAAGCCUUCAUAAUAUAACUUAUUUAUUUAACUUAUUCAUCAGCACCCAGGGAUGCCCUUGUAGAGUUUUUAUUUUUUAUUUAGAAUUAUCUAUAAAGCACUACAGCUGAUUUCCUCUAAGAACAGCAGAGCGAACUUUGAGGACAAGCAAUGAAUAUUCAACCUAAAACUGUGCGUUCAGAAAAAUAGGAAAAAAAAAAAAAGACACUGGGAUACUUUGCCUGAACUUUGUGGCUUCUUAAAACUUAAGCUGGGGGGAAAAUAAUUCAUGUCAAGCAAAAAGAGAGAAACCCUUAAACCUAGCUGCUUCCAAGAAUGAACUUCUGUGUGUGGAAAAAAAAAAAAAAGAGAAAAAGGAAAAAAAAAAGGAAAAAAGAAAAAAAACCAGAAAAAACCUUUCUAUUUCUAGUGAGAACCAAAGAGGCUACCUCACUGACUUUUCCAUUUGUAAUUUUAAUCGUGUUGAUGAUACCAAAGAUACCAAAGAUUUCUUUCUCUGUGCGGUCUGCAUCCUGCUUGUGCUCUCUGCUAACUCCCCCUGUUCUCUCCUACGCCCAGAAACGUCCAGCAGAGCCCACAUUCCCAAAGAAACGCUGCCCUGGAAGCUGCCAGUUCUGGUGCUGCCCUUUUCUGUGUUCCUUUCUCCUUGCUGCCAGCCCAAAGCCACCGGACACGCGGAGCUGCUUCACUGCAGGUCCUGCCUGCAGCGCUUGUGUGAGCUGGGGGUGGCUGCGGGGGUUUUCCAGCUGCAGGUUCCCUGGGGAAAGGCUCUGCAGCUGCUGCCUGCCGAGCUGUGGGCUGUGUUUGCAGCAAUUAGCGCUGCUAAUGAUGAUUGUUCUCGUGCUCGAGCAGAGCCCAGGGCUGCUCUGGGGUUCCGCUGCCCGUGCCCCCCUGGCAGCCUCGCACAGAGCCAGGAGCUGCUCCCUCUCCUCACCUUGGGUUGUUGUUUACAAGUACAGUUUGCAGAUAAAAAUCAAUUAAUUACUUUUCUCAAGUUAGCAAUGAAGUGAGCUACAUUAAGCUCCAUUAGCAUCACGUUCCUGAGUGAUUACUUCCAAGUUGUUUGCUUGUUUGGUUGGGGAAUUAGCGGUGCCCUUUGGCACCGGGGUUUGGAGCCUGUUUCACGCUGUUCAGAGGCUGCAGGGAUGCUCUGAGGAGCUGAAUCCCCCCUGGGCACUGCCCCAGCCCAGGCCUUUCCCCGAGGAACCUGCCUGAGCCCUGCCCUGGAUUCAGAGGCUGAGCCAGCCGGACACAAACGCUGCGCUUCCAUUCAGUGUUGCCUUUGAUUUGGUAUUUCUUUGGGGGUUGAAGCCUGUGUGGGAAAUGGCAGGACUCGACAAGUGUGCUUUUCUCUGUGUCUCUGUGUUCCUUCACUCCAAAGCUAUAAUGAUUCUCAGGAUGCCUUCUGGGCGGGGGGAGCCCAUUGUCCCUGUGCCCUCGGACACAGACAGUCCCCAGAGCUGGCAGGGUCCCCCCGACUCCUGCUUCACUUGCAAAGAGUGAUGUUACCACGGGACGAGUGCCUUGCUUGAACCAAAGCAACGAUUUUGCCAGUCUAGACCUCUCUGUGCUUUUUUUUAUUCUUCCUGUGAAUACCUCAGCUUCGACUGGGCCGCCGAAUCGUACCUGGUGGGCUUUUGUACUGUGGUGCUUUGCAAAGCAGCCCUGCAAAGAACAGACUCCUGAUAAUACCAAAGGCUCUCCUCCUCCUCCUCCCCCUGCUCCUGAUCUCUCUUUCUCCAUGGUUCCAAAGCUUUAUUACGAACUGGGCAUGUUGGCAACGCAGACCGUGCAAUCCCUUACCGAAUUUUCUCAGAUAUACCUCAUAGAGAAUAGCUGGUUAGCGUAAUGUUAUAUAGCGUAUGUACGAAAUUAUUCACUGUUUCUUUUUGGUAACUGUGAUUGAAAAGAAAAAAAAAAAACCCAAAAAACAGAAGAAGCUUUCUAUGUUUUAGGUUGUGCUUUUGUACUAGACAGAGAAGGUGCGCUUAACAAGGUACGUCAGUCUUUCUUCCCAUCGGGUUUUUUUGUUAUUAUGGAUCGGGGAAAAGUUGCAGAAUGAGCCCAAAGUUUACAGUUUCAUAUUUUGCUGAAGAAACAAUCUGUGUUCAUUUGCUCUGUUGGAAAAAAAAAAAAAAGAAAAAAAAGAAAAAAAAAAAAAGAAAAAAAAAAGAGGAAAAAAAAAUUAUUUUCUACAUUUGUGCUACUUGGUCUGACGAGCUGAUUGUCCUGUGUGACGGUGUAGUAUUAUAAUUAGCAACUGCCAAUCAGCGCUCCCAUGUUUAUGCAUGAGGCAAACCCUUAGCAGUGUGAUGCAUCGUGGUUCUUAAUGGCAACUUCUUCCUUGGGGUUUGGGACGAGCUCUUUGGGUUGAUGGUUUAUUUAUGCAUGGAGCCUGUUAGCUGUUCGCAGUCGUGGCGCAGUUGUGUUUGCAUUGCCGCUGUGAAACGCCGCCCCGUGAGCUCAGCGCUGCUCAGGGCGGCUGUGCAGGCCAGCUCCGGUCUGUCCCUGCGUCACACACACCCAAAUUCGAUUGCAGUGACAUUGCCAUUGGAGCAGCAGUGUGGAGCAGCGGUUUGGCCCAGCUUCUCCGCACCGUUCGCUCCCUUCGGUCCCGCGGCAGGGCACGGAGCUGCUGUGCCAGGAGCAGGAGCUGCCCUGGCUUCAUGGCAGCCCCUGGGCACAGGGCAGGUGCUCAGGGACAGCCCUCACAGGACACACAGCCCAGGGCAUUGCUGUCCCAGGUGUCACUGUCACCUGUCCAUCCCAACCCUACUGGCCUGACAGUCCAUCCCAGCACUGCUGGCCUGGUAUCCAUCCCAGCCCUUGCACUGUCACCUGUCCAUCCCAGCCCUGCUGGCCUGGUGUCCAUCCCAGCCCUUGCACUGUCAUCUGUCCAUCCCAGCCCUGCUGGCCUGGUGUCCAUCCCAGCCCUUGCACUGUCACCUGUUCAUCCCGGCCCUGUUACCUUCACCUGUCCAUCCCAGCCCUGUCACCUGUCCAUCCCAGCGCUGCUGGCCUGGUGUCCAUCCCAGCCCUAUCACUGUCACCUGUCCAUCCCAGCUGUGUCCUGUGCUGCCCUGAGCCUGGCAGCCCCUUGCCCCCCUGCCCUGGGCCAGGUUUGUAGCAGUGCUUUAUCCCCUUUGAUUUGUGCCCACACUCACACUGAGCCCCCUUUCAGAAUGGGUUGUGUUUUCUCUCCAGGCCCAGCUCUGGAGCCCCCUGGUCCCGGGCUGUACUGGACACAAACCAAACCAACUGCUCUAUACCCUUCACUCUGCAGGGAAGAGGAGGCCUGGGGAGGAGGGGCAGUCUCAGCCUCCUGAGGAGGCCUCUGGGUGCCAGCAGCAGAGUGUGGGUAUGGUCUGUCAGUAAGGGUUUAUUAGAGAUGUGCUCUCAUUAGUGCAAGGAGACGUUUUCGUUUGGCCUUACUCGGUAGGUUGUGGUAAUAACGAAAGCUGUGUCACGUAGUCGGGUUCUUUUCUUUCCUGAUUCCUCUGCCAAAGACAUGAGACACAAGAGCUCCGAGUGGGGUUUUUGUGAGACAGUUGAUGAUUGUAACAGUGGUUCAUCUUGCAGAAAGCUUUCCACGCCCUUGCGCAAUAAAGAGCCGGGAUGUUGGGCGGUGCCAGCGCUCCUCACCGACACGCGCUUGUUGUAACCGGGCCGAGUUCACCUGCAUCCUCACCCAGAGGUACAAGGGGUAUGUGAGGCCAUGGCAAGGGCACAGCGGGGCUGCCACCCUGCUCCAGCUGCCUGCAACUUGCCAAGGUACUCGGGUUAUGAAAUUUAAGGUCUAUUUUAUUAUGUCAUUUUAUGUCCUUUUUUAACUUUGUGGAAGGUGGUACGUUGAACUGAGUGUAAGCUGAGUUUUUCAGACAAAUAAAGUAGCUAAAGAGUGAAUGUUAUUUUAUCAUUAAAGGGUUUUUACUCACUGAUUUGUGCCAAUAGAUGUCCUUUAUCUCAAUGACAAGUAUUACAUUGCUUUCAAAGUUUUAUUUAUAGCUAUUGAUGUAAAGCCCCCCCCCACAUAUUAUUUGCCAAAGUUCAAUAAAGGAGGAAAACGA